Molecule: messenger RNA, 5566 nt
Organism: Onychomys torridus (southern grasshopper mouse)
Lineage: Eukaryota; Metazoa; Chordata; Mammalia; Rodentia; Cricetidae
Gene: Trpm8
Product: transient receptor potential cation channel subfamily M member 8
Exons: 26
Coding region: 70-3384 (1104 amino acids)
Biological process (GO): calcium ion transmembrane transport
Cellular component (GO): membrane
Molecular function (GO): ligand-gated calcium channel activity
Source: RefSeq, a predicted model, not a curated record
GGAUGAAAUAGGUGCAGGGUAGACAAUGCAGGUGAGCCAGAUGGAACAUAGACCACUGCCCACGGCAAGAUGUCCUUCGAGGGAGCCAGGCUCAGCAUGAGGAGCCGCAGGAACGGGACCCUGGGCAGCACCCGGACCCUGUACUCCAGUGUGUCUCGGAGCACCGACGUGUCCUACAGUGACAGUGAUUUGGUGGAUUUUAUUCAGGCAAACUUUAAAAAACGAGAAUGUGUCUUCUUUACCAGAGACUCCAAGGCCAUGGAGAGCAUAUGCAAGUGUGGCUAUGCCCAGAGCCAGCACAUUGAAGGCACCCAGAUCAACCAAAAUGAGAAAUGGAACUACAAGAAACAUACCAAGGAGUUUCCGACAGACGCCUUUGGUGACAUUCAGUUUGAGUCUCUGGGGAAGAAAGGCAAGUAUAUCCGCUUAUCCUGUGACACGGACUCCGAAACCCUGUAUGAACUGCUGACCCAGCACUGGCACCUCAAAACACCCAACCUGGUCAUUUCGGUGACUGGUGGUGCCAAAAACUUCGCUUUGAAGCCACGCAUGCGCAAGAUCUUCAGCCGGCUGAUUUACAUCGCACAAUCUAAAGGAGCCUGGAUUCUCACAGGAGGCACUCAUUACGGUCUGAUGAAGUACAUAGGAGAAGUGGUGAGAGACAACACCAUCAGCAGGAAUUCAGAAGAGAACAUCGUGGCCAUUGGCAUAGCGGCAUGGGGCAUGGUCUCCAACAGGGACACCCUCAUCAGAAACUGCAAUGAUGAGGGCUAUUUCUCGGCUCAAUACAUCAUGGAUGACUUCAAGAGAGACCCUCUAUACAUCCUAGACAACAACCACACUCACUUGCUGUUGGUGGACAAUGGAUGUCACGGACACCCCACGGUGGAAGCCAAGCUGCGGAAUCAGCUGGAGAAGUACAUCUCUGAGCGGACCAGUCAAGAUUCCAACUAUGGUGGUAAGAUCCCCAUCGUGUGUUUUGCUCAAGGAGGUGGAAGAGAGACUUUGAAAGCCAUCAACACCUCCAUCAAAAGCAAGAUCCCCUGUGUGGUGGUGGAAGGCUCAGGGCAGAUUGCCGAUGUGAUUGCCAGCCUGGUGGAGGAGGAGGAUGUUCUGACCUCUUCCAUGGUCAAAGAGAAGCUGGUGCGAUUUUUACCACGCACUGUGUCCCGGCUGCCUGAAGAAGAGAUUGAGAGCUGGAUCAGAUGGCUCAAAGAAAUUCUUGAGUGUUCCCACCUACUCACAGUUAUUAAGAUGGAAGAGGCUGGAGACGAGAUUGUGAGCAAUGCCAUUUCCUAUGCGCUGUACAAAGCCUUCAGCACUAAUGAGCAAGAUAAGGACAAUUGGAAUGGGCAACUGAAACUUUUGCUGGAGUGGAACCAACUGGACCUUGCCAGUGAUGAGAUCUUCACCAAUGACCGCCGAUGGGAGUCGGCUGACCUUCAGGAAGUCAUGUUCACGGCCCUCAUAAAGGACAGGCCCAAGUUCGUCCGCCUCUUCCUGGAAAAUGGCCUGAACCUGAAGAAGUUUCUCACCAACGAUGUCCUCACGGAGCUCUUCUCCACCCACUUCAGUACCCUGGUGUACCGCAACCUGCAGAUCGCCAAGAACUCCUACAACGACGCACUCCUCACCUUUGUCUGGAAGCUGGUGGCAAACUUCCGUAGAAGCUUCUGGAAGGCAGAUAGAAGCAGCAGGGAGGACUUGGAUGUAGAACUCCAUGAUGCAUCUCUCACCACCCGGCACCCCCUGCAAGCUCUCUUCAUCUGGGCCAUCCUUCAGAACAAAAAGGAACUCUCCAAGGUCAUUUGGGAGCAGACCAAAGGCUGUACUCUGGCAGCCUUGGGGGCCAGCAAGCUUCUGAAGACCCUGGCUAAAGUCAAGAAUGAUAUCAACGCUGCCGGAGAAUCAGAGGAACUGGCCAAUGAGUAUGAGACCCGAGCAGUGGAGUUGUUCACUGAGUGUUACAGCAAUGACGAAGACUUGGCAGAGCAGCUACUGGUCUACUCCUGUGAAGCCUGGGGUGGGAGCAACUGUCUGGAGCUGGCGGUGGAGGCUACAGACCAGCAUUUCAUCGCUCAGCCUGGGGUCCAGAAUUUUCUUUCUAAGCAAUGGUAUGGAGAGAUUUCCCGAGACACAAAGAACUGGAAGAUCAUCCUGUGUCUAUUUGUCAUCCCCCUGGUGGGCUGUGGCCUUGUAUCAUUUAGGAAGAAGCCCAUUGACAAGCACAAGAAGCUGCUCUGGUACUACGUGGCCUUCUUCACGUCGCCCUUCGUGGUCUUCUCCUGGAACGUGGUCUUCUACAUCGCCUUCCUCCUGCUGUUUGCCUAUGUGCUGCUCAUGGACUUCCACUCGGUGCCGCACACCCCCGAGCUCAUCCUCUAUGCCCUGGUCUUCGUCCUCUUUUGUGAUGAAGUGAGGCAGUGGUACAUGAGUGGAGUGAAUUAUUUUACCGACCUGUGGAACGUUAUGGACACACUGGGCAUCUUCUACUUCAUAGCGGGUAUCGUUUUCCGGCUCCACUCUUCAAAUACCAGCUCUCUGUACUCCGGGCGAGUCAUUUUCUGUCUGGAUUACAUUAUAUUCAUCCUAAGGCUCAUCCACAUUUUCACUGUUAGCCGCAACUUAGGACCCAAGAUUAUAAUGCUACAGCGAAUGCUGAUCGACGUGUUCUUCUUCCUGUUUCUCUUUGCUGUGUGGAUGGUGGCCUUCGGUGUGGCCAGGCAGGGGAUCCUUAGGCAGAACGAACAGCGCUGGAGGUGGAUCUUCCGCUCUGUCAUCUAUGAGCCCUACCUAGCCAUGUUUGGCCAGGUGCCCAGUGACGUGGAUGGUACUACAUAUGACUUUUCCCACUGCACCUUUUCGGGCAAUGAGUCCAAGCCUCUGUGUGUGGAGCUGGAUGAGAACAACCUGCCCCGCUUCCCUGAGUGGAUCACCAUCCCUCUGGUGUGCAUCUACAUGCUCUCCACCAACAUCCUACUGGUCAACCUCCUGGUCGCCAUGUUUGGCUACACAGUGGGCACCGUGCAGGAGAACAACGAUCAGGUCUGGAAGUUCCAGAGGUACUUCCUGGUCCAGGAGUACUGCAACCGCCUCAACAUCCCCUUCCCCUUUGUCGUCUUUGCUUACUUCUACAUGGUGGUGAAGAAGGGCUUCAAAUGCUGCUGUAAGGAGAAGAACAUGGAGUCUUCCGCCUGCUGUUUCCGAAACGAGGACAACGAGACUUUGGCGUGGGAGGGCGUCAUGAAGGAGAAUUACCUUGUCAAGAUCAACACGAAAGCCAACGACAGCUCAGAGGAGAUGAGGCAUCGGUUUAGACAACUGGAUACAAAGCUUAAUGAUCUCAAAGGUCUUCUGAAAGAGAUUGCUAAUAAAAUCAAAUAAGGCGGGUGAACCCUCAUGGAGAGAAACCUGAUUACAGCAAGGUAAAAUCAGCCAUCUGGAUUGCAAGGCUCAUAGGACACUGAUGGACAGUACACUCUUGACUUCUGAAGGAGAGUUUUCAGGUUCCUAAGCACAGAGCCAAUGAUUCGUAGUCACCCUCAAGGGCAGAAGUCAGGGAGCAAAGGAUCUGGAGGACUUGGUCCAUGAAGAGGGCUGUAAAGGAUCCCAUGUUCCUCCACAAGGGUCCCUGCGCUUUCUGCAUCUUGGAGCCCUGUGCUGACGUUGAGUGUUCAAGUAUUUGCACACCUUCUUUGUCCCUUGGACUUGGCUGCCUUUGUCCUGUGCAUCUCCCGUGACAAUGAUCCUGACCCUCAUUUUAUACCUGUACUGUUAUUUCCUAUUUCACCCUUUUCUGCAUUGUGUGAUGAACUCAUUGACGUACUGUUAAAAAGUUCUACCCCUGCCCCCUGUCAGGCCAGAUUCUAAAACAUCCUAGGACAACUUCUUUCUCACAUGUCAAAGGAGGACCACCGAGGCAGUGCCUUUCUCUUGGGCUCCCAGGACUCCUGCUGAAGGGGGUCACCGUUCUUACCAGUGUGAAAAGUCACCCAAGAGGACCCUUGAGAGGCGUCCUCGCUCAUUUUGUUUUCUCUGGGUGUGCCCCUUCUCUGCUCCCAUUAUCCCCCAUUAAAAAGAGCAAAUGGAUAUGGCGGGGAAUUAGAUAGUGUAAAUGUACAUAAACAAUGCCCCGCCCCCUCAUGUUAUCAUUGCUCACACUUCUAUGUGUUUGCUCAAGUCUAGCUUUUUCUAUGUAUGAUAUGCUUCACUUUUAAAAAUCUUACAUAACGUCAUCAUCUUCAUAUAUGGCUUUGUAUAGCCCUUGGCACCAACUAUUUUAUCCAAGUUAUUUUCUUCACAGUCUUCACAAACAUUAUCAGUAAUUCAGUAGUAUACAAGCCUGUAGCAAUCUCCAUAAUGUAGGUCAUUGAUAGCUGACUCCACCUGGCCAUCAAAAUGAACAUCUUUGAGCAUGAGUUUUCUUUCUGCAUUAAAAGCAUCAAGAAACCUCUCUAGGAUACUAGAUUCUUUGGGAUAUCUCUUGAUUACCAAACCACUUACAAGACCUUUCUCAUCAGUGUAUAGAAAAAUAGGAAUUACUGACAUGGCAUAUGGCAUAAGAUAUGUGGAGCUCUCUUUAUUAAGACAUGGUAUUAGAUUUAGCCUUUCCAUUAGGAAGAAGCCAGUGUUCUUGUUUGGGCAUUGCAGAGUGUGCAGGCAUUGGUACAGACUUCCAGUGGUCAUCUCUGCAAGCACUCCAUUCCUUGAACGAGCAGCAUCUCUGCUCGGAGGAGAUGUGCUAGGGAAGCAGAAGGCACUUCAGCACUUGUAAUUAGCUUUCAGCUUUUUCAUCGACCGUACACUUAGCACUGAAGGAGGGACCCUCGGCGGGAGGCCGGUGAAUGAAUAUUUAGAAGAAUGACCAAAGCAUUAAGCCAGAUGUAUUUCUUUUCAUUUGGUCUGGCUGGCUAUUACACCCUGCACAAUGUUAGUUAGCGGAGACCAGAGGAAUAAAGAAUGCCUGUUACUUAGACCCACCCUGACCUCACAGGGCUCUCAUCAGAGUUUCCACGAAGCAGAGAGUAGAUGAGAUGAAUUUGCAUAAUGAAAAUGGCCAAUGGAUGGAAAGUUGAGCAUUUCUCUGUUAGCAAGAACAUUCCACUUCCAUUUCACCCUGAUGACCAAGGUGCUUGCCAUGGCUGAAACCACCAGGAGGAAGGGUCUGUCCUCUCCUUAGGGAUUUGCAAAAACUAAAAUCUAUGACAGCACACAGACUGUGUGGACAUUAAGUCCCAGGCCCCUUCCUUCAACUGAAGUAAGGAACCCGAAUAAAAGAAGUAAAUGAAAUUUAAAAUUCCCUGUAAGACCAAGUUAGUCUAGUCUGUCUGCCAGUCCACACUUAAUGAAUGUGUCCACGUGUUCAUAGUUCCACUCUGUGUCUCAACUGGCUUAAGAAAACAGUCUUUGCACACAUUAUGCUCCUGUUGACCCUAAAGAAUUAGACAAUGCUCAGAGUUUUCUCUAGUUCAGUGUGGAACUAUCAAGCUUUCCAAGUGCGAUCUCCACGUGCUCACUCUGCAGGAUGUGUGCUCAUAUGACAUUAUUUCUCCUGUAUCUCAUGAAA